This is a messenger RNA of Drosophila willistoni, 1170 nucleotides long. Its product is annotated as transcription factor Ouib-like. Lineage: Eukaryota; Metazoa; Arthropoda; Insecta; Diptera; Drosophilidae. The coding region runs from base 85 to 1134 and encodes 349 amino acids. Gene Ontology annotation, cellular component: nucleus. The transcript has 4 exons. Gene Ontology annotation, biological process: regulation of transcription by RNA polymerase II. The record is from RefSeq and is a predicted model, not a curated record. Gene Ontology annotation, molecular function: DNA-binding transcription factor activity; zinc ion binding; RNA polymerase II cis-regulatory region sequence-specific DNA binding.
UUUUCAGCAUAUCAAUCCGUGAGAUAAACGCUUUUAUUGUUUUGGAUUAAAGUCAGAGUUUAUUUUAAAAUAAAAUUAACCAUAAUGCCGAUUUACUGCAGACUCUGUAAUGAGGAAAUACAUAAUCGUAAUGCCCCAAACAUUUUUGAAGGGGAGCAUAUUGACAUCCUUAAGAAUGUUGCAGCAAUCACAGGAAUUAGGUUACUGAACCGGCCACAAAUUCCCCAACACAUUUGCGCCAGCUGCCAUUUAGAUUUAAAUCACUUAAUGGUGUUCCGAGAACGUUGUAUUAAAACUCAAAAAACAUUGUUAAAAUCCAUGGAUAAGUCAAAUACGCCACAAAAGAAUCCGGACCCAUUAAACACUUCGACAAGGAAAGCCGCGGAUUCCCCGGUUCAAGCCAAGCGUGCUAUUGUGAAAAUUGUCGCAGAACUACCCCCUAAAAAACAAGCAACUAGUGAGACAAUGACUCCAUCUCCAGUAUUGGCCGAGCCUGAUUUCAUCACUCUACCAGAGUCAACGUCGUUGCCAUCGAAUCAGUCAUCUGGCAAACGGAAACGCGUUCCCGCUAGUGGAGUUCCCGAACUGGUUUGUGAUAAGUGCGGUAAAUGCUUCAAGGAUCCCAGCAAUCUUAAACUUCAUCUGGUGCGGCACACGGGAGUAAAGAAUUUUGAAUGUGCCCUAUGCGGUGAGAAGUUCUUUAGUCAGCAUUUACUUAAUCUUCAUGAUCGUGUGCGACAUCAAGGAGAGCGACCCUACAAAUGCAAAUUCUGCGGACUUCAAUUUUUAACCAGCACAGCCCGAUGUCGACAUGAAAGGAUCCGACACAUACGAACACUCAGUUUUAAAUGUAAAUACUGUGAUAAGGGAUUUAUUGUUCAAUCUGAUCUCAAGAAACAUGAAUUUCUUCAUUCUGGAGAGCGACCACAUCGUUGCGAAAUAUGUAAUAUUGGUUUCCCAAGGAGUACAAAUUUGAAACUUCACUUUCGUUCCAAAACGCAUCAAAAGAAAGCCAACGCCGCAUCGGUCGAUCAAAGUUAUGAUGUGGACGAUGAAAUUAAUUAUAAACUUAUAUACCCAGAGGAUGACGAAAAUUGUAUGACAGAGACUUUAAUCGAAGAAUAUGUUGAAUAAAAAAUGACCGUGAUACGGGAAAACAAUUUUAAUAUA